Messenger RNA from Carlito syrichta (Philippine tarsier), 1384 nucleotides. RefSeq names its product pepsin A. Gene Ontology annotation, biological process: proteolysis. The coding region runs from base 47 to 1210 and encodes 387 amino acids. Gene Ontology annotation, molecular function: aspartic-type endopeptidase activity. NCBI's taxonomy places the organism in Eukaryota, Metazoa, Chordata, Mammalia, Primates, Tarsiidae. The transcript is spliced from 9 exons. The record is from RefSeq and is a predicted model, not a curated record.
UCCUCCUGUCGGGACUUCUCCCUCACGUCGGAGUCCGGGAAGCACCAUGAAGUGGCUGCUGCUGCUUGGGCUGGUGGCACUCGCAGAGUGCACCAUCAUCAAGGUCCCCCUCAUCAAAAAGAAGUCCCUGAGGAAGACUCUGACUGAGCACGGCCAGCUGGAGGACUUCCUGAAGAAGCACCCCUUCAACCCAGCCACCAAGUACUUCCCCCAGAAUGACGCCACCACGCUGGCCACCCAGCCCCUGGUGAACUAUAUGGAUAUGGAGUACUUUGGCACCAUCGGCAUCGGAACACCCCCCCAGGAGUUCACCGUCAUCUUCGACACCGGCUCCUCCAACCUGUGGGUGCCCUCGGUCUACUGUUCCAGCCCUGCCUGCUCCAACCACAACCGCUUCAACCCUCAGCAGUCCUCCACCUACCAGGCCACCAGCCAGACGGUCUCCAUCGCCUAUGGCACCGGCAGCAUGACGGGCAUCCUCGGAUACGACACCGUCCAGGUCGGAGGCAUCGCUGACACCAACCAGAUCUUUGGGCUGAGCGAGACCGAGCCCGGCUCCUUCCUAUACUAUUCGCCCUUCGACGGCAUCCUGGGGUUGGCUUACCCAAACAUCGCCUCCUCCGGGGCCACCCCCGUCUUUGACAACAUGUGGAACCAAGGCCUGGUCUCUCAGGACCUCUUCUCCGUCUACCUGAGCUCCAAUGACCAGAGUGGCAGCGUGGUGAUGUUUGGUGGCAUCGACUCUUCUUACUACACUGGAAAUCUGAACUGGGUGCCUCUUUCUGCCGAGGGCUACUGGCAGAUCACUGUGGACAGCAUCACCAUGAACGGCGAGGCCAUCGCUUGCGCCCAGGGCUGCCAGGCUAUCGUUGACACUGGCACCUCUCUGCUGUCUGGCCCGGCCAGCCCCAUCGCCAAUAUCCAGGGCUACAUCGGAGCCAGCGAGAACUCCAAUGGCCAGAUGGUGGUCAGCUGCUCGGCUCUCAACAACCUGCCCGACAUUGUCUUCACCAUCAAUGGCAUCCAGUAUCCUGUGCCUCCCAGCGCCUACAUCCUGCAGAGCCAGGAGGGCUGCACCAGCGGUUUCCAGAGCAUGAACAUCCCCACGGCCUCUGGGGAGCUCUGGAUCCUGGGUGAUGUCUUCAUCCGCCAGUACUUUGCCGUCUUCGACAGGGCGAACAAUCAGGUGGGCCUGGCCCCGGUGGCAUAAGCCCAAGUCUCUCCAGCCUCGCCCAGGAAGACCUGGCCACCAUCCCCCGCCCCGUGCCCACUUUAGGUGUAUAUAAUUGUCCUGAUUGUCCUUCCUCUGGGAGUGUUGAGGUGGCUCCUGGCUCUAUUCCCUGUCAUCCCAAUAAUGUAGAAUAAAAACGUAACCCCUGAAACA